GGCAACCUUGCACAGUUAGUGAAAUCCAAUUUAACUGCAGCUAAAAUUCGUUCGCUUUUUUUUGUGUGCUGCAAAUAUUGUAAAUAGUUAUUCCGCGUUCUGUGUAUAUAGACAAACAAUAAUGUGCAACUUCAAUAAGUAGUAAAUAAUACCAAAUAUCGUUGAUUUCAUGAAGCAAUAGCUUGCCGUAAAAUCCGUACGUGUAAAGCAGGAAAAUCGAACAACUUUCUUUUCCCAUAGUGUGAGUGCGAGUGCGUGUGUGUGAGAGUGCGCUAGUGCUAGUGUGUGUAUGUGCAUGUGUAUCGCUGCCAUGCAAAUGCGAAAAAGCGCAGCGUAAAUUACAAAACUACGCAACAACAAAAGUUAAUUAAACUAGAAAAAAUCGAGUUAAUUAUUCGACUAGCGGGAAGGCAGACACGCCCAUCGUUGUCAAACGCCCACGCAAUUAAGACACCCUCUCACCUGCCGACGACGACGUUGACGGCGCCGUCGCUGCUGCCGCUGCAGUAAACAACAGCAAUAAAAAUAGAAAAAUGAAGAAAAUCCUGUCGAAAUUCGACAGAAAUGAGAAAUUGGAAAACUCGCACAACAGCUCCUCAUCCAAGGAGACUAACAGUUUCGUUGGCAAGGUCUUCACAGUCGGACGCGUCACGGUCACCGUCGAGGAUGUCUUGGCCGAAGGUGGCUUUGCCAUGGUUUUUCUGGCACGUGGCAAUGGCGGAGGCAGUGCAUCAACCAACAAAUACGCACUGAAACGAAUGUACGUCAACAAUGAGCACGAUCUGAAUGUGGCGAAGCGUGAGAUACAAAUUGCCAGCAACUUGAGUGGGCACAAAAAUAUCAUUGGUUAUGUGGACUCGAGCAUUACGCCAACUGGAAACGGAGUGUGCGAAGUGCUGCUACUGAUGCCAUACUGCAAGCAUCACAUGCUGGCCAUGAUGAAUGCGAGAUUGCACGUUGGCUUCACUGAGCCGGAAGUCUUAACCAUCUUCUGUGAUAUUGCCGAGGCCGUUUCACGUUUGCAUUACUGCCAAACGCCCAUUAUUCAUCGGGAUCUGAAGGUCGAGAAUAUAUUGCAAACGGAUGCUGGAAAUUUUGUACUCUGUGACUUUGGUUCGGCCACAGCCAAGACUUUAAAUCCUCAACAGCAUGGCGUCACUGUGGUCGAGGAGGAGAUACAGAAGUAUACAACGCUCUCGUACCGUGCUCCCGAAAUGAUUGACCUAUAUGGUGGGAAGAGUAUUACGACUAAAGCAGAUAUUUGGGCUCUGGGCUGUAUGCUCUAUAAGCUAUGCUUCUUUGCCCUGCCCUUUGGCGAGAGCACGUUGGCCAUACAAAACGGACAAUUUGCCAUACCAGACAGCUCCAAAUACUCGCGUGGCAUACACCAAUUGAUUAAAUAUAUGCUCGACACGGACAUGGAACGACGUCCAAACAUUUGGCAGGUGUGCGAAGUGGCGUUCCGGCUGGCGGGUAAAGAUAAUCCCGUGCAGAAUUUGCAUAAAUCCGCUAUGCCGAACUUUGAGCAGCUGUUGGUGCCUCCGUUUGAGUCGGAGGCAAAGCGCAUCAAUGCUGCAGCCAAGGCAGCCAAGCCGCAGCAGAAUGUAUCCAUAGUGGAGGCUGGCACCAGUGUGGCGCCACGUUCGCGCCCCAAAGGCUCCAGUACAGUGCAUGGCCAAAAUGCGCUGGGUCUGGGUCUACCGCCCAGUCCACUGCCACGUCAGAAUAUAACAUCGCCACAACCGCAGGCUGUGGUAGAGCAGUUCCAGGCAAACUUUCCAGCUAUGCCGGCGGUGGCCUCUACUCCAGCAGCAGCACCGGCACCACCACCACCAACUGUGCCGGCAACAGCAGCUGCUGCAACAACUGCAGCGGUUCCCAAAGCUGUGAAUAACCUGUUCGAAUCGAGCGUCUAUCCCGAUCCCUUCAAUGAGGCAGCUAUUGCAGUUGCUUCCGUUGCAGCUGCCGGAACAGCUCCAACAACAACAGCAGCCGCAGCUGCAGCCACUGUUACCAGCGAUGCGACCAGUGAAUUGCCAGAUACAUCACUCAAUGAAUUGGGUCUAACCGGCAGCGUCGGCACGCCCACCAAGCACAUGCUCACACCGCCCAAAUCAAGCGGCACCGGACAUCGAAGGAAUGUCAGCGACACCUCGGCCUUUAAUAAAACCUUUGCCAACGAGACGAGCCAGUUUUUGGCGCCGUAUAACAACAACAUUGCCAUGUGCGGAGAUGGGCCGCCGAGUGCGUCAUUGGCCAGCGCUGCCUCGAAUCCGGGCAUCUAUGCCAGCAGCAGUGCCACGGUCACAUCCCUGUCCAGCAACGAGCUGGCGCGUCAGACCAUGGACAAGCGCGUGGAGGCCUGGAAUCCGUUCGAGGAGGAGCAGCCCUUCAGUCAAAUGACCGAGGAUCACAUUUUCGAGGCCGAGUUCGAUAAGAUACGACAGCGUGGCAGCCAAGGCAGUAUAACGGCAAAGUCGGCAUCUACGACGUCUACGCUGACGCCCACGGAACAAAAUUUGGCAUGCGUCCCAGGAGCUGGACCGAACGCAACGGCAACUACAGCCUUAACAGCUCCGGCUGUUGUGCCGGCGGCUGUGUCGCCCAAUCCACCAGCAGCGCUGGCUGAGGAUCCAUUCGGCUCGGCGCCGUUCAGCUUGCCGCCGGGUCUGCGCGAGAAGGCGAGCUCCUUGCGCAAAACUGGAGCCAAAUUCAUUGUGAACUGCUCGUCGGGCAGCGGCGGCACGCCCAGCAUACCAACUGCAGGGAAUGCCAUCUCAUCCAGUUCAUCCAAGUGGCUGCUGUCGCCCACACUGGAGGAGGACAAAACGUCGCUCAUAAGUCGCCUGAAAACGGAUUCCGACGGCGCUGGCCUCGGCCUGCAGAGCGAGGGCGGCUCUGUGGGUACGGGAUUCGUUAAGCUGCCGCUGGAGGAUCGCAACAAAUAUGAGAAGCUGCGUAGCAACGAUCAGCCCACGUCCGAUGACUCCGACUCGGAGUUCUUUCAGCAGGACAGCGAUGAUGGCGGCGGCGGUGGCGGCGUUGCCGGUGGCAGUGCCAAAAAGGCGGCCAUCUUCAAGCAGAUCGUGACGAGCAACAUACCGGAGACCAUACACAAAAUCCAACAGGUGGCCUAUCAGAAGGUGGACAAAACGACGCAUUUGCCCAUUGUGAAGAAGCUGCGUCAAACGGCGACCACAAAGCGACCCUCAUCGUCGGCACAGCAGGCGGCCCAGCAGCUGAACCUAAUGGCCGCCGCUGUGGCUGCCCAGGCAGCUCAGCAAGCGGCCCAAACGGCAGCGGCGGCGGCCAAUGCUGAAUCGGACGAUGAUGCCGAUUCCAUUGGCUCGGCCAGCGAUUUGCGUGCCGAGGAUGAUGAUCUAUUUGAUGAGAAUCCACGUGCCACCCAGGCCAAGCCCCGGCGCGUGGUGCCCUUGGACAUGGAUGGCAUUAGCGAGAGCGUCAAGACCUGCAGCAGCUCGGCCUAUCAUGCCGAAUGCGAGAGCGUCACCACGCACGAGGAUGAUGUGCGCAGUCGUGUCGUGGUCAAGGUGCGCAUGCGUAAAAAGGAUCGCUCGGCGGCGGUGGCAGCGGCCAGUGGGGACACCAAUCCCGGCUGUGCUGGCAGCGGCGCCGGCAACGAGGAGCUAAGUCCCACGUCCAGCGAUCUGCACAAAUUCGGUGAUCGACCGCUACUGCUGGACGAUGAGCUGGACUACGGUUCGGCAGAGAGCAAGAGCAGCAACGAUUCGUCAGCACCGGCGGCGAACGAACAAACUGAGCCCGAAGAGCUGGACGUGUUUGCCAUGGCGCCCUUCAAGCUGCCCGUCGGCAAGCCGGCCAAGCGUGUGCCCAAGCCCAAGCAGCCGCGUCCGCGACCCAGCGAGCCGGAAAUGUGGACAUCGACGCCCGUCAAGGGUGCACCGGAGACGCCAACCAGCCAGGCGGAAAAUUUUGCCAAUUUCCCAGCACAGCAGGAGCAACUGCAGCCGGAGCAACAGCCGCAGCUAGAUGAGUUCAAUGAGCCCAUAUUCAAUCCAUUUAUCGAGCAGCCAGCGAUGCAGCAUCAGCAACUGGAUGAUGGCGAGCAACGUGAUCUCUUUGGCUCAGAGCCAUUUCCGCAGGUAAUACGCAAAUGUGUUGUCGUUACGCCCGAUCCAGUCCAGCUCCACUAUCCCAACCACAACAACAACAACAACAACAACAACAACAACAACAAUGUGAUUAAAGUGAGUGCUGUUGCACCUGUUGUUACGAUCAAUCAUUCGAUUAUAAUUAAUAAAACGCCCGAACCGUUGACCAAUCACCAAACGAACAAGAGCUGCAGCAGUGUCUAUGUGAAUGCCAUCAGUUCCUGCUCCUUGCCAGCUCCAGCACCCAGCACACAGCAUGCCCAGCCGUCUGCAGGCCCAGCUUCAAUAGCAAUACCAACACCACCAGCACCACCAAUACAGCCCGCACCACAUUUGCAGCCACUGCUGCCCAUUGCCGAUAAUGGUUUUGUGCAAAUCUCUCAAGAACGCUGCUCGGAUUACACGCCCGACGACGAGGAGGAGCCCGUGGUGUUGCGCUCUGCCCACCUGGUGGCAGACAGCGAUCCGCCAGCAGCAGCGACGGCAGCCGCUGCCGCUGCCGCAGCCGCCGCCGUCGGUGCCACCACUGUUAAAGCCAAGAAGGAAAAGUCCCAUUUGGCUGUAAGAGCUCUGCCAGCUAAGCUCACCCAAAAGGUCAAAGGACAUGCCUACAAAAAGGUCAGUGCCAGCGCUUUAGGUUCCACCUCAUCCCUCAGCUCCGGCAGCAAACAGAAACAUCAGCGUCUGCAAUAUCAAUCGCACGACGACGACGACGAUAUCAACGUGGUCGGCGGCUCAGCUCAGGAUGAGAAUCGCAGCAACUUUCAAUCGAAUACCAUUCAGAACUCCGCCAAGACGGGCUUCAGCAAUAUGAGCUUUGAGGAUUUCCCAUCCGAUCAGGAGAUCGAUCGCAUGUCUAAGACGAUACCGUUCGAAGUGGUGCGCAAGGAAAAGAUGCUGCUAGAAGCCGAAAAGAAAUUCGGGUCGCUAAAGCGACGCAACAAUUUGUUCUCCUAAAACAGUUAGCCGUCUACAGUUGCGUCUGUGCUUAUCGGCACACUGUUAUCAGCACGAGUGGAAAAUUCCUAAACAAACAAAAACAGAGUAGAGACUGAGACAAUGUUUCAAAAAAAAAUUGGUUAGAUGAAA
Drosophila hydei is the source of this 5222-nucleotide messenger RNA. Its product is annotated as AP2-associated protein kinase 1. Gene Ontology annotation, cellular component: cytoplasm. Gene Ontology annotation, molecular function: ATP binding; protein serine/threonine kinase activity; AP-2 adaptor complex binding. Lineage: Eukaryota; Metazoa; Arthropoda; Insecta; Diptera; Drosophilidae. Gene Ontology annotation, biological process: protein phosphorylation; positive regulation of Notch signaling pathway; regulation of clathrin-dependent endocytosis. The record is from RefSeq and is a predicted model, not a curated record. The transcript is spliced from 8 exons. The coding region runs from base 534 to 5090 and encodes 1518 amino acids.